Molecule: messenger RNA, 1006 nt
Organism: Eurypyga helias (sunbittern)
Lineage: Eukaryota; Metazoa; Chordata; Aves; Eurypygiformes; Eurypygidae
Gene: ASMTL
Product: acetylserotonin O-methyltransferase-like
Exons: 7
Molecular function (GO): nucleoside triphosphate diphosphatase activity; methyltransferase activity
Source: RefSeq, a predicted model, not a curated record
GGCCUGAGGUUUGAGGUGGUUCCAUCCUGGUUUAAGGAGACGCUUGAAAAGUCAUCUUUUGCGGCCCCUUAUGAGUAUGCUGUGGAAACAGCAAAACAGAAAGCUCUUGAAGUAGCAAACAGAAUGCAUGUGAAACACCUGAGAACACCUGAUGUUGUCAUAGGAGCGGAUACUAUUGUGACUGUGGAUGAGCAGAUCCUGGAGAAACCAGUUGAUAAGCAAGAUGCAUAUAGGAUGCUGUCAAGGUUGAGUGGGAAAGAACACAGUGUAUUCACAGGUGUGGCUAUUAUACACUGCAGCAGUAAAGAUAACCAGCUAGAGACAGAAAUCACUGAUUUCUAUGAAGAGACUAAAGUAAAAUUUUCCGACCUGUCUGAAGAGCUCUUGUGGGAGUACAUCCAUAGCGGGGAGCCAAUGGACAAGGCUGGUGGUUAUGGAAUCCAGGCCCUCGGUGGAAUGUUAGUUGAGUAUGUCCACGGAGAUUUCUUGAAUGUGGUGGGAUUUCCUCUGAAUCACUUCUGCAAAAAGCUAGCAGAAUUGUACUAUCCGCCCACUAAACAUAAUGUACAACAUAAAAAGUAUGAUUCUAUCCCUUCUGUGGACACUUUCGAGAACCUAAGUGAUGGAGAAAGUGAAUCUUCAAAUUGCACAGAGCGCCAAGGUGCCAGUAAGUUGGACAGCAGUGGGAUGUGUUCCUUGGGAGCUAUUUACAAUUCCAAAACCAGUUCUAGUGGCAGAACUGGUUUUAUGGUGCCUUUGGAAAAUCACAACGGAGUGACGGAAAGUGCAGCAAAACUUCCAUCUAAAAUUCUAGAGCUGAUGGAUGGCUUCAGAGCUUCAAAGGCUCUCUUUGUAGCCUCUAAGCUGAAGAUGUUUGAUCAUCUGAAAAUUAAAGGUCCACUGAAGGCUCUGGAUAUUGCAAGUGAGGUUGGAGCCUCUCUUUGUGGAACCGAAAGACUCCUUGAUGCAUGUGCUGCCCUUGGAUUACUGCAGAAAACACCACAAG